AUGUCGACGAAGGACUCCUCACAAAUCUGGCACCAGUUCGCUGCUGCUGCUGGCCUACCAGUCGAUGGUCAACAUUCUCGAGCGAGUAGAGGUCGAGCCAAAUUAUUUCCGAGAGAGUCGUUUCCUUCCUACCAUAUGGCGGUCAACAAUUAUCCAGUACGCAGGUCUCGAACAGAUGAACAUCACAGACAGAGUGACGGGUCUUCCGAAACAGAUAACAAAUCGAUGCAUGAAGGUUUUCAAAAAGAGAAUGUCGUUCCAGCAAUCGAUACAAGCCAUCAUCAAACCGUUGAUCCGGCCAGGGUCCAAGGAACUGUCUCAAAGAAGUUUGUGCCGGGCAGGCUGACAAGACUCAGAAAUCUCACCUGGUCUGAUGGCUGUCGGGAGCAUACACGCAUGGCGUUUGACUUGGAACCAGUUUUUGCAGACUCGAGGCAUAAAGAUGGCUUCUGGGUGGAGAUCAGGAACGCGAGCACACACUUCUCCAGUUCUCCUGAACCUUCCGUCAUUGAAAUCGAUGAUGUCCAGGAUGAGACAGGUCUGGAAAGCGAUGUUCAAAGCCGGCAACAUGGACACAGCCGCCAGCCUUCACGAGAGUCGGCAUCGUCUCAGUCCGAGAAAACCCCACGAUUCGUUUCCCAGACGCAACGAGAGCCUUUGGCUGAGAUCUAUGCUCGAAGCUCGCCCGAUCAGUAUCAGGAAACCUCGAGAGCGAUCCAGCCCACGCCUCUCAUAGAUAACAAAGAACUUAUGCCUGGUACUGCGUCCCAGGCCAGUGACGAAUAUUCAAACGAGGCAGGCAAGGCAGGGAGGCCUCACAAUAUCAGCGUGCAGGAUCCAGCAAUUGUUGAAUGCCGCCACUCUGAUAAUCACGUCGAAAAGUCCCCUCACAAGGACCACCAUAUCCAGCCUUUGACGAGUACUGAGCGUGGUCGGUUUGAGGAGAUAGUGAAUCGUCUUCGAAAUGCAAAGAAGAUGGACAAGCAGGGCCUAUCUUCAACUUGCGGACGGUUGAACCCCAGAGCGUCCGAGUUCUGCUUCCACCAAACUGGCCCAGCCACAAUCGCAGGAACAGUCCUUGAGAAACCGUCUCGUCUUCCUCUAGCGAUGGAUCUUUUUCAGCAACCAACGACUCAAGAGUAUUCCCAAUACAACGCAACCGCAGAAACCGGGCCUGGUAUAAUGCCGAGCCUGCUCGACAAUCCUUGCAGGAUCGAUUUGUCAACUCAGCCUUCUUUCCCUACGAAUUCCAAUGCUCUGCCCGUGCUGCAGAACGAUAUCCAAGCUGGCCCUUUUCCUGGAGCAACCCAAAGCUCUUAUGUCUUGGCUCCUCCGCUUCAGGCCUUGCCAUAUGCCGCUCCACAGCCCGUCACAUAUGGGCUCUUGACCCCAACUCCAGGGUCACUUCCUCCCAUCCUUUCUACACCAUACCUCCCGCAGACCCAUGUGCCGCAACUUGUGCCUCUCCCGCCAGUACAACCUGUUGCACUGGCGCAACCUGCUCUGCCUAUGAUGGGCCUUACGAAUCCAGUAGCCAACAGCAUCGGCGCCGGCCCAGGACCUAGACCCCCACCACGUCCGAAACAACCAGAUACGGCAGGGCAAAUCAAUUGGGAGCGGUGGCAUGAAGAGUUCAAAGCCGCCAACCCUGAGUACGCGCGGAAGUGCCGACAGCGACAGCAACGGCGAUACGAGAAGGGGGCAUGCCCGGGACUGGUCCGGAACAAUCCCGCCGCCAAGUCUACACAACUCCAAACCACUCAAGAAGGUCCAGUUUCGACCAACGACCCUUCGCAGCCUGGCUUUGAGAGAAACACUGCGGAGGUUUCAAACACUGAGACUGUUGCCAAUGUUACCGCCAGGGAACCAGCCAACCUGCCGGGCUCUGGCGACCCCGUUACAAGUGAUCGCAAUGCAAGCUCAACGGAAGGCGGCAUUCCAAGGUCCUCAGCGGCUGCCUCCACCUUAGCAAGCAGUAAUCGAAGCACAAGCAUCUCGCAACAAGAACCGGCACCAAGAGCAACACUGGAAACGCAAGCUGGUGCUGGUGUCGCGAAGGCCGAGAGCCACGGUGCGCCUGACUAUGAGAAACAUGAGGCAUGA
Messenger RNA from Thyridium curvatum, 2103 nucleotides. RefSeq lists its product as uncharacterized. The record is from RefSeq and is a predicted model, not a curated record. The transcript has a single exon. The coding region runs from base 1 to 2103 and encodes 700 amino acids. NCBI's taxonomy places the organism in Eukaryota, Fungi, Ascomycota, Sordariomycetes, Thyridiales, Thyridiaceae.